Messenger RNA from Argentina anserina (silverweed cinquefoil), 1409 nucleotides. RefSeq names its product putative F-box protein PP2-B12. The transcript is spliced from 3 exons. The coding region runs from base 38 to 1126 and encodes 362 amino acids. Gene Ontology annotation, molecular function: protein binding. Lineage: Eukaryota; Viridiplantae; Streptophyta; Magnoliopsida; Rosales; Rosaceae. The record is from RefSeq and is a predicted model, not a curated record.
AACACACAGUUCAACCGACCCAACAAUCACAGUGCUGAUGGAUCUGCAAGAGUUGCCGGAGGGUUGCAUAGCCAACAUCAUAUCGCUGACGAGUCCUCAAGAUGCCUGCCGGCUGUCUUUGCUCUCUAAGAUUUUCAGGUCAGCCGCGGACUCCGACGCUGUUUGGGACAAGUUCCUUCCGCCUGAGACACAGACGAUCCUGUCCCACUCCGGAAAUUCCGAACUAUUGGCCGCCAAGUCCAGGAAGGAGCUUUACCUCGCUCUCUGCGACAAACCCGUCCUCGUCGACGAGGGUAAACUGAGCUUUUCACUGGACAAAUGGAGUGGAAAAAAAUGUUACAUGAUAUCUGCAAGAGAGCUUGGUAUUGUCUGGGGUAAAGAUCGGCGGUAUUGGAGAUGGGCUUCUCAUCCAGAAUCGAGGUUUGGGGAGGUGGCUGAGCUUCUUUUUGUUUGCUGGCUUGAACUGCAUGGGAAACUUGAAACACGCCUGCUGUCCCCAUCGACUCUAUACAAAGCUUACCUUGUGUUUAAGUUUACUUCAGGGGCUUAUGGAUUUGAACAUCUUCCUGCAGAGGUCAGUGUAGGUCUGGAGGGAGGAGAAACUAGUAAGCAGACUGUGUUUCUUCACAAUGAAAGAGAGGUAGAUGACAGUGACUACUCAUCAGAAGAGAUGGACUACUCAUCAGAAGGGACGGACGCCUCAUCAGAAGAGAUGGAAAACACAGAACUAAUGGACUACGCUCCAGGAAGAAGUGAACACCUUGAAGGAGAGUCGACCGGCGAUGUAGAAGGAGAGAUAAAUAACUCCAAAAGACUGAGCGAAGAUGCGGCUGGAGAUCUCAAAGAUGUCGAAGGAGAGAUCAACGACACUGGAGGUAGAGACGAUACUGAAGAAGAAAGCAACUAUUCCGACGAAAGCAACUAUACCGAAGCACCUGAAGUAGAGAUGAAUGAAGAUCGACACCAGCGUGACACACCCGGGUGGUUGGAGAUUGAGAUGGGUGAGUUCUUUUGUGAAGGGGGAGAAGAUGAGGAUCUGAUAAUGAGUUGUUUGGCUAAUGGGGAUGGUCAUUGGAAGAGAGGUCUCAUUGUUCAAGGCAUUGACAUCAGGCCCAAGAGGAAAUGAUAGUACAAUUCAUCUUCUUUGUGAAAAGGUUUUGAUUUAAGCCAUAAUCUUAGUUUGAUAUUGAGGCUUGAAAUUUUGCUUGGAUGCCAAACCUUUAGUUAAAAACUCGAUACCAAGCCUUAGGCAUUUAUCUAUAACUUAGCAGCUAUUAACUUAUAGCUUAUCUCUUGCGUGAGGACUGCCGCUCUAGCCCUCGUAUUUAAAAUUUAAAAUAAGAAAUUCUGUAAUUUAAUAUGAAAAAAAAAGUCUUUUAUGUUGGAAUACUAUUUUCUUGCAUUGUAAG